Messenger RNA from Centrocercus urophasianus (Greater sage-grouse), 542 nucleotides. It is a transcript of the gene SHISAL2A, whose product is annotated as shisa like 2A. Bases 1 to 423 code for a protein of 140 amino acids. The record is from RefSeq and is a predicted model, not a curated record. The transcript is spliced from 3 exons. Lineage: Eukaryota; Metazoa; Chordata; Aves; Galliformes; Phasianidae.
AUGAGCUCCGAGUGCAGCAGCUACCUCAACGCCGACAGGGUGCUGGUGAGCGGCUUCAGCUGCCCGCGGGUGGGAGGCGAUGCCCGCGCCGUGUACUGCUGCGGCUUCCAGGACGUCAAGUACUGCUGCGAUGACCCCCACAGCUUCUUCCCCUACGAGCACAGCUACAUGUGGUGGCUCAGCAUUGGAGCGCUUGUGGGCCUGUCAAUAGCAGCGGUGGUCCUGUUUGCUUUUAUCAUCACUGUGUGUGUUCUCUGUUAUUUGUUCAUCAGCACAAAGCCACACAGCAAACUGGAUACUGGUUUAAGCCUACAGAUGGCAGAUAUGGAACUGCAUCCUUCACAUUGUGGCUACCAAAACAAGCUGUUGACAGAACCAAGUGGCUUCAAGAGAUAUUUCCUCAGACACAAGGAUAGACUGUGACCCACAAGAACCUCACCAACUUUUCCAGAGUUUUUUUCCUGGCUGCUGUAAUUGCAGCUGAUUACAAGACGUCAACCUGAGCUGUGCCAGGAUAUGCAUUUCUGUAUGAUUACUGUACU